Neopsephotus bourkii (Bourke's parrot) is the source of this 757-nucleotide messenger RNA. It is a transcript of the gene GPX2, whose product is annotated as glutathione peroxidase 2. Gene Ontology annotation, biological process: response to oxidative stress. Gene Ontology annotation, molecular function: glutathione peroxidase activity. The transcript has 2 exons. Lineage: Eukaryota; Metazoa; Chordata; Aves; Psittaciformes; Psittacidae. The record is from RefSeq and is a predicted model, not a curated record.
CGCGAAGCCCUUAAGUCUGCGGGUGGGCGCAGGGCGAAGCGAGGCAGCAGCACCCGCAGCCAUGAGCAUCCCCAUCGCCAAGUCCUUCUACGACCUGAGCGCCACCUCCCUGCAGGGGGAGAGGGUGGAUUUCAACGUGUUCCGGGGCCGCGUGGUCCUCAUCGAGAACGUGGCAUCGCUCUGAGGCUCCACGGUGCGGGAUUACACCCAGCUCAACCAGCUGCAGGCCCGCUACCCGCGGCGCCUCGUGGUGCUGGGCUUCCCCUGCAACCAGUUCGGCUGCCAGGAGAACAGCACCAACGAGGAGAUCCUCAGCAUCCUGAAGCACGUGCGGCCGGGGGGCGGCUUCGAGCCCAACUUCACCCUGUUCCAGAAGUGCCAGGUGAACGGCGCCGACACGCACCCGGUCUUCGCCUACCUGAAGCUGCAUCUCCCCGCUCCGGCCGACGAGGCCGGGAUCCUCAUGGCAGAGCCGCGCUUCCUGGCCUGGAGCCCCGUGCGCCGCUCCGACAUCUCCUGGAACUUCGAGAAGUUCCUGGUGGGACCCGAAGGGGAACCCUUCCGGCGCUACGGGCCCCGCACGGCCACGGCGCAGCUGGAGCCCGACAUCCAGCGCCUCCUCAAGCUGGCCAAAUAGAGCCCGCAGCGCACCCGCUGCAUCCCGAGGGAUGCUCCCGGCUCUCUGCAGUGUGAUGGUCCCCUCCGAAACGGGCGCGGGGAGGGGGCUGGAUGGGGGCAGAGAGAGGGAGGCAUUGGG